Leptinotarsa decemlineata (Colorado potato beetle) is the source of this 2659-nucleotide messenger RNA. It is a transcript of the gene Nopp140, whose product is annotated as Nopp140. The record is from RefSeq and is a predicted model, not a curated record. NCBI's taxonomy places the organism in Eukaryota, Metazoa, Arthropoda, Insecta, Coleoptera, Chrysomelidae. Gene Ontology annotation, cellular component: nucleolus; nucleoplasm.
GUUUACUGUCCUGUCUGUAUUGUGAAUAUUUUGAGGUUUAUGAAACUGUGAAAUCAUACGUCGAUUUUUGUGUUCUGCGACUACUGUGAGUGUGAGAGAGAGACUGUUCUUUUAGUAAAAAAUGGCUAUGGAGAACGUUGAUCUUGUGGCUUUGGCCCUUGUUUUUGAGUUUUUAUCUAAGAAGGAUAAAAAUUUCGCCAGCGUAUUUCAGAAAAAAACGAAAGCACCUUCGCUGAUCAAAGGAGCUCCUUCAUUUAUUGAAAUAUUAAAUCAUUAUUUGAAAGUUGGUCCCAAAUCGAAAAAAUUGAAAUUGAACACAGAAAACGAUAGUAGCGAGGAAGAGGAAUCUCCUAAGAGCAAUAUUACUAAUGGAGUAGUGAAGCAAAAUAAAAUUGCCAAGAAAAAAAGUGAAUCGAGCAGUGAGGAGAGUUCUGAAGAGGAAAUUGAGAAACCUGUUGUAAAAUCCUUACCUAAAGCUGUCGUUAAACCUGCACAGAAGAAGGAAGAUAGCAGUUCUGACGAUUCUGAUGACGAAGAGGUUCCCAAGGCCCCUGUUAUUAAAGCACAGAAGCCUGCAUCAAAGCUUGUUCCCAAAAAGCAAGUCAGCAGUUCAGAUGACUCAUCUGAUGAAGAAUCUACUGCAAAGAAACCAGUUGUAAAAGCUCCCGUUAAACCUGUUGCUAAAUCUGUUGCAGAGUCUAGCUCUGAGGAAUCUGAUGAAGAUGAAAAAAAACCAACUCCAAAAACUUCUCUUGGCAAAACUCAACCACUCAAAACCCAAUCUCCUAAAAUUCCUACAAAGAAACAGGACAGCAGUGAUUCAUCCUCCGAGGAGGAAAAACCAAAGAAACCAAUACAGAAAACUCCCACGAAGACUCCUGUAGCCAAAACAAUUCCAGCUGUUAAAAGGAAGGCUCAGAGCAGUUCAGAUGAUUCAUCUGAAGAUGAGAAACCUCCUGCAAAAAAAAAUGUGGUAGUUGCAACUCCAAAGAAAGUAACACCUUCAAAAAAGAAAGAAAGCAGUUCUGAAGACAGCUCUGAUGAGGAAGAUACCAAAAAGACAGCAGUUAAGAAACCAGUUGCAAAAACAAGUGUUCCCCUAAAGAAAGUUGGUUCAAAGAAAGAACAGAGCAGUUCUGAGGAAAGUUCGGAUGAGGAAGAUGGCAAAACAGCUGUUGUUAGCAAAAAGCCUUUAGCAACUGCCGCUGUUUUAAAAAAACCUGUAGCAAAAGAAGAAAGCUCUGAUGACUCUAGUGAAGAGGAGACCGUAAAGAAACCAUUGACAAAACCUGUUGCUCUUGUAAAAAAACCAGUUGCAAAAGAAGAUAGUUCUGAUGAAUCUAGUGAGGAGGAUAAAGCAAAGAAACCACCAGUGAAAAGCUCUACUCCUGCUAAAAAGUCCACAGCAAAGGAAGAAAGUUCAGACGAAUCUAGUGAGGAGGAAACUGCAAAGAAACCAACAGCAAAAAGUGCUGUCCCAAAAAAAAUUGUAACAAAGGAAGAAAGUUCUGAUGACUCUAGCGAAGAAGAAACAGAAAAGGCAUCUUCCAAGGCAAAAGUUGUAACGAAAAAACCAGCCAAAAAAGAAAGCAGCUCCGAGGAAGAUUCAAGCGAUGAAGAUAAUGCAACCAAAGUUCCACCUAAGGCACAGAAAGUAACAAACGCAAAGAAACCUGCAAAGAAAGAAAGUUCAUCAGAUGAAGAAAGUGAUGAUGAGCCUCCAAAGAAACCUGUAGCCAUUUCCACGCCUGCUGUUUCGAAAAAGGAAAAAAAAGAGUCAUCUGAAGAUUCAUCAGAUGAUGAGGAGGAUGAAGAAGAAAAACAAAGUAAACCUGCCAAAGAAAAACAAAAGAGAAAAAAGAGUAGUCCUGAAGAUGAGGAGGAAGAAGAAAUGAAAGUUAAAAAACCAAAAUAUGAUAAUUUCGUCAAAUCCGGACAAAACGACAGUUUCAAUGGAGAGCGCAAAAAUACACCUUUUAGACGUGUCAAAGAUGAAGAAGUGGAGAUCGACCCCCGUUUAUAUGAUAAUUCAUUUGAUGCAAAGUUUAAUGCUAGAGGAUCUUGGGGUGAGAGAGCUAACUUGGACCUGAAACACACCCGAGGAAAAUCUUUCAGGCAUGAAAAAACCAAGAAAAAAAGAGGGUCCUAUCGAGGUGGAACUAUUGACAUGUCUGUUAAUUCAAUCAAAUUUGACUAGGAAUAAAAUAAUUUUAAGGAUAUUUUCGUAAGCUCAAUUCUUUCAAGUGUUGGUCGUAAAGAAGAUAUGACUGAGGGGUCCUCAUUUGAAUCAUUUUCAUAUGUAUUGACUACGUUCGAAUGGAUAAUAGUUAUAUAAAUCUCAACUUUGCAACAAAAAACAUGAGGCCAAUACCAAAUGGUAAUAUUUGUAGCUACCCACAUUCAAAAAUUGUUCGUGAUCAUAAUUAACUGGGUCUUGAAUUUUUUCAUGCAUUGAAUUUCACAAUGGAUCUACUUACUAGCUCUUUGCUAUUUCAUUGAUGUCGUGAAUAUGCUCUUGAUGAAUAAAUAUUAUUUUUAUAUUACAAGUAAUUUCAGAAAAGUUCAGUGAUUUACCUUGGCUUUCCAAAAUUGUAUCUGAAGUACUAAUUUGUCAUCAGAGUCGGUUGAAAAGCCUACUUGUACAGAGUGGGGCACAUUG